Populus trichocarpa (black cottonwood) is the source of this 1108-nucleotide messenger RNA. RefSeq names its product receptor-like protein EIX2. The record is from RefSeq and is a predicted model, not a curated record. Gene Ontology annotation, molecular function: protein binding. The coding region runs from base 155 to 904 and encodes 249 amino acids. NCBI's taxonomy places the organism in Eukaryota, Viridiplantae, Streptophyta, Magnoliopsida, Malpighiales, Salicaceae. The transcript has a single exon.
CCUUUUGUCUCUGAAAUUCCUCUUCCUACAAUCUAAUGAGUUUUAUGGAAGCAUACCAUCUCAUUUUUGUCGGCAAAGACAUAUUAAGAUAUUGAACCUCUCUCUGAACAACAUCUCUGGAAUCAUUCCAAGAUGCCUCGACAAUUAUACUGCUAUGAUUCAGAAAGGGGAAUUAACUGAUAUUAAUUCUGGUGAACUUGGUUUGGGACAACCAGGCCAACAUGUUAACAAAGCAGUGGUUGAUUGGAAAGGAAGACAGUAUGAAUACGUACGGAGUCUGGGACUUUUCAGGAUUAUUGAUUUUGCAGGAAACAAACUAACCGGAGAAAUUCCAGAAGAGAUAACAAGUCUCUUACAAUUGGUUGCACUGAACUUGUCAGGAAACAAUUUGACCGGAGGUAUCCCUCUCAAGAUUGGGCAGCUGAAACAGUUAGAAUCUCUUGAUUUGUCAGGAAAUCAGUUGUCAGGAGUGAUUCCAUCCAGCACAGCUUCUCUAAGUUUUUUGAGUUACUUGAAUCUCUCCUACAAUAACCUGUCCGGGAAAAUUCCAUCAGGCACCCAGCUGCAAAGCUUUAAUGCUUCAGCAUUUGCCGGUAAUCUUGCCUUGUGCGGGCUGCCGGUCACACAUAAAUGUCCUGGAGAUGAGGCGACUCCAAGACCACUGGCUAAUGAUGACAACCAAGGCAAUGAAACAGUUGUUGAUGAAUUCAGGAGAUGGUUUUAUACUGCUUUGGGAAUCGGUUUCGGUGUGUUCUUUUGGGGAGUUUCAGGUGCUUUACUGCUAAAGCGUUCUUGGAGACAUGCCUAUUUCCGGUUCUUGGACGAAGCAUGGGACUGGAUCUACGUGAAAAUAGCUGUGCAGAAGGCAAGACUGCAGCAGAUAUAUCUGAGGCUCCUGUCUUAGAAGGAUGGCAACAUGCUCUACUUAAGAUAUGGUGUUUGGUGUGCCAUUGUAAUUUGAAUGAACCGUGUGCCAUUGUGUCUUUGUUUCUUGGGAGUUUGUGUUGUUAGUGUUUCUGUAUUGCAGAAACUUCAUUGUUGUCUCUGCUACUUCAAGAUUAAAAUAAGGUUCCAGGGACUCUCUUGGCUAACUAUUUGUAAAACUGCU